Molecule: messenger RNA, 1378 nt
Organism: Batrachochytrium dendrobatidis JAM81
Lineage: Eukaryota; Fungi; Chytridiomycota; Chytridiomycetes; Rhizophydiales
Exons: 12
Coding region: 22-1356 (444 amino acids)
Biological process (GO): protein deneddylation
Cellular component (GO): COP9 signalosome
Source: RefSeq, a predicted model, not a curated record
GCACAAUCUGCCAUUUCAGCCAUGUCGGACUUUGAAGACGACUUUAUGGUCGAGGAUGAAGACGAAGACUUUGGGUUCGAGUACGAGGAUGAUGAUAAUGAAGAGCCUGACAUUGAUCUAGAGAACAAGUACUAUAAUGCCAAGGGCCACAAGGAAGACUCUCCUCAAGUAGCUCUCAAAGAAUUUCGUUCUGUAAUUGUUGCCGAGGAGGAAAAGGGUGAUUGGGGAUUCAAAUCACUCAAACAGAUCAUCAAACUAAGCUUCAAAUUGAAUGAUUAUGCAUCGGUUUUGAGCCAUUAUACUGAGCUUCUAACAUAUACCAGAUCUGCAGUGACUCGAAACUAUAGCGAAAAAAGCAUCAACAACAUUCUUGACUUUGUGUCUGGAUCCUCAGAUAUGUCGUUUUUAGAAAGCUUUUAUUUUAUCACGCUCAAGGAUCUAGAAGAUUCAAAAAAUGAUCGGCUUUGGGUCAAGACAAAUUUGAAACUGGCCAAACUAUGGCUUGAUCGUCAAGAAUACACUCGACUGACCAAGAUUAUUCGUCAACUGCAUCUUUCAUGUCAAAAUGAUAAUGGUACGGAUGAUCAACGCAAGGGAACUUUGUUGCUAGAAAUUUUUGCACUCGAGAUUCAGAUGUAUACAGAAACAAAAAACAACAAAAAGCUCAAGUAUGUAUAUCAACAAUGUCUUCAUGUCAAAUCAGCUAUUCCACAUCCUCGUAUUAUGGGCAUCAUUCGCGAAUGUGGUGGUAAAAUGCAUAUGGGCGAAGCUGAAUGGGAAAAAGCGCAAACCGACUUUUUUGAAGCAUUUAAAAGCUAUGAUGAAGCUGGAAGUGUUCAGCGAAUACAAUGCCUCAAAUACCUUGUGCUCGCAAACAUGCUUGCAGAGUCUCAGAUCAAUCCCUUUGAUUCGCAAGAAACCAGUCCUUACAAAAAUGACGGUCAAAUUGUUGCCAUGACAAAUCUGGUCAAUGCAUACCAACGCAAGGAAAUUAAUGAAUUUGAACGCAUCUUACGGACCAACCGUGCAACUAUUAUGGAUGAUCCAUUUAUUCGUACUCAUAUCGAUGGCGUACUCAAGAGCAUCCGUAUGCAAGUUCUUGUAAAAUUGAUCAAGCCUUACACAAGAAUCGAUAUUUCAUUCAUUUCCAAAAAACUCAACGUGCCUGAUACAGAAGUAGAGGAGCUUUUAGUGAAUUUGAUUCUGGACAAUAAGAUUGCAGGAAAAAUUGAUCAGAUUAACCAGUGUAUUGAGCUUGAGCAAGAAUCGUCAAAUUUCCAGUACGAUGCAAUGCUGGGAUGGACCAACAACAUACAGACUCUUUACAAAAACGUUUUUGCUCGAAUCACUCAAUAAAUGCGCUUUUCGGUUCAUCAUA